Gekko japonicus is the source of this 740-nucleotide messenger RNA. RefSeq names its product translation initiation factor eIF-2B subunit gamma-like. Gene Ontology annotation, molecular function: guanyl-nucleotide exchange factor activity; translation initiation factor activity. Bases 87 to 740 code for a protein of 217 amino acids. The transcript has 6 exons. NCBI's taxonomy places the organism in Eukaryota, Metazoa, Chordata, Lepidosauria, Squamata, Gekkonidae. Gene Ontology annotation, cellular component: guanyl-nucleotide exchange factor complex; eukaryotic translation initiation factor 2B complex. Gene Ontology annotation, biological process: cytoplasmic translational initiation; biosynthetic process. The record is from RefSeq and is a predicted model, not a curated record.
GCGUGGAAGCCCUUAAGAGAAGGAGGAGGGUCUUCGCCAUUGGUUUCUUGUCACAGUGUUUGGGCUUGAGGUAACAGGUUUUUGCCAUGGAGUUCCAGGCAGUGGUGAUGGCAGUUGGUGGUGGAUCCCGUAUGAUGGAUCUGACCUCAAGCAUCCCUAAAGCUCUUCUGCCUGUGGGCAAUAAGCCUUUAAUAUGGUACCCACUCAACUUGCUGGAACAAGUUGGUUUUGAAGAGGUCAUUGUGGUUACCACAAAAGAAGUUCAGAAGAUGCUAAACUUGGACACAAAGCUGAAGCUGGAUAUAGUGUGCAUUGCUGAUGACGCAGAUAUGGGAACAGCAGACUCUUUACGGCAUAUUCAUCAGAAAAUAAAGACAGAUGUGUUGGUGCUAAGCUGUGAUCUUAUCACAGAUGUUGCUCUUCAUGAAGUAGUGGACUUAUUCCGGGCUCAUGAUGCCACACUGGCCAUGCUGAUGAAGAAAGCCUGUGAACCUACAGAGCUGGUACCAGGUCAAAAAGGGAAGAAAAAGCUGGUGGAGCAACGUGAUUUUAUUGGCGUGGAUGGCAUGGGAAAGAGGUUGCUCUUCAUGGCCAAUGAAGCGGAUUUGGAUGAAGAAAUUAUCAUUAAGAGAUCCAUCCUGCAGAAGCAUUCCAGAAUGCACAUCAGGACAGGACUGAUGGAUGCGCAUCUGUAUUGCUUGAAGAAAUACGUGGUAGACUUCCUUGUAGAAAACAGGUAA